CUAGCUGGAAAACUGCUUAUCAUCCGAUGAUGACUGCUUAUCACUGGCGAUCUUCUUCAAAAUACAAUAGAAAAUAUUUUUGUGCUUAUUUCUGCCAGAUAGCUAAUUAUUGUUUUUUUUUGGCUACAAGAAAUUCAUCAAAGAGAGAAGCUACUAUUUCUACUUAUAUGGAUGAAGCAAAAUCAAUAGCAAAGGUUCACACUGAAAUUCUUAAUAGCAUCAUUGACUCUAUGUCAACUUUUAGGCAACCACUUGAUUUGGAAAAGGAUGAUAUUAAAGUGAUCCAGAGUCAAUCUAUGUCUGCAACUGGUAAUGGCGAAUUGUAA
Messenger RNA from Funneliformis geosporum, 326 nucleotides. NCBI's taxonomy places the organism in Eukaryota, Fungi, Glomeromycota, Glomeromycetes, Glomerales, Glomeraceae. The record is from the annotation of a GenBank genome assembly.